Molecule: messenger RNA, 1641 nt
Organism: Mycotypha africana
Lineage: Eukaryota; Fungi; Mucoromycota; Mucoromycetes; Mucorales; Mycotyphaceae
Product: coth protein-domain-containing protein
Exons: 4
Coding region: 1-1641 (546 amino acids)
Source: RefSeq, a predicted model, not a curated record
AUGAAAUCUCUUGCCAUCAUAGCUAUUUCUCUCUUAGCUGCUGUCAAUGCUGCUAAUGUUACCUUCAAGGUCGUCGCCCCUGAUGCAAAGAAACAGGUGCAAGUCCAAGUCGAUGGUAAAUUGGUCAACUUGAAGGCUGCAGAUCCCGAUGUUCCUUAUUACACUGGUACUGCUGAUUUACAAGGCAAGAACUACAAGUAUAUUGUUGAUGGUAAAGCUGAAAACUUUGAUCGUUCUUUCGAUGGUGGCGAUGCUACCAAGAACGAUUACUAUUCUCGUAAAGUCACCUAUGCUACCAACAUCCCCAAGUUGCCCACCGCUCUCAGCGAUGGUGCUUGGGAUAAAGCAGAACGCAAUCACCCUAUUUGGGACGACAACUACAUCCCUACUAUUUUCGUCACUGGUGAUCAAAAUGAUAUGAACGAUUUGAUUGAAAACGUUCCCAAGACCACUUAUAAGACCAAGGUCACUUUCAUUGGUCCUGAUGAUGUGUAUAAGUUUGAGGAUGUCAGCUUGGGUCUUCACAGACCGGGUCGUAAGAACAAUGAUGCCAAGCAAUCUUGGAUCUGGGCUCUUCCCGAAGAUCAAUUCUUGGGCGGCCGCAACUGGUUCAAGCUCAGACACAUGGAAGAAGAUCCUACCCAAUUGCGUGAAAAGCUCUAUGCUGAUAUUGCUGAAAACAUUGGUACCUAUGUCGGUUCUGCCAACAUGGUCCGUCUCUUUGUCAACAAGGAAGGCAUGGGUACCUUCAACAUGCUCGAUGAUAUCCUCAAGUACUCUUACAUCAAUGCUAUGUUCUACGGCGAUGGCUACACCAGCUUCACUCCCAACAUCGAGUCUCCUCUCACCGCUGACGAUAUCGCUCCUUUCUCUGAAGCCCUUGCCAAGGUGGACUUUAAGGAUGAUGCUCAAGUACAAGCGACUGCCCAAUACUUUGACUAUGAUCAAUUCCUUCGUUUGAUGGCCAUGGAAUUCCUCACCGGUAGCUGGGAUGCUUACUGGAUUGAACAGACCAACGAUGGUGCCUACAUUGACCUUGAUGAAAAGAAGUUGUAUUACCUUGCUCAAGAUUUCGAUGCCACUUUCGGUGUCAACCUCGAUGACACCAUUGAUCCCAACCACGAAUUCGGCAAAUCGACUGUCGACGACUGGAUCAAGAAGUUCCCCAAGGCUUGGUUGAUUCAAAAGUACCUCUCCAACCCUACCAUCAAAGCCACCUUUAACCAAUAUGUCCAAGAAAUCCACGAAAAGAUCUUCAACUAUGACACUCUCUCCAAGGUGGUCGAAGCCCGCCACAAUUUCUAUGCUCCUGAUCUCCAAUGGGAUCGUUCCAUCAAGCAAAGAUCUCCCGGUAAUGUCUUUGGUUGGACAUUCCAACAAACCAAGGACAACUUGUAUCAGGGUGUCUCUGCUCCCGGUGGUAGCGGUGGUGGUGCUGCUUACGGUCUUCUCGAAUGGGUCAAGCAAAGAGAUGAAGCUUUAGGCGGCAAUGUGAAGACCUCCAAGAAGGUGGAAGAAGCCACGACUGCUUCUAUGCUCGCUGCUAAGGAAGAUUACGCUACUUCUGGUGCCCUUAAAACAACUGCUCCCAAAAUGCUCGCUGGUUUAGCUGCUGCAGGUGCCGCCGCUGCUCUUCUUUAA